CGCACGGCGGUUACAAAGGCCGGCUGCCAGGUGCGAAUUGUUGAAGUUGGUCCACGGGAUGGACUCCAGAACGAGCCGAAACUGCUUCCGGCAUCCACGAAAAUCGAGCUAAUCAAUCAAUUGUCCGAGACAGGACUACAGACCAUUGAGGCCACAAGUUUCGUGAGCUCCAAAUGGGUUCCACAGAUGGGCGAUAAUGCGGAGGUGCUUAAAGGAAUCAAAAAGGUGCCAGGUAUCAGCUAUCCAGUGCUUACACCCAAUCUAAAGGGAUUCGAGAGCGCCUUGGAAGCGGGAGCCGAAGAGGUGGCAGUCUUUGGAGCCGCAUCCGAUGCGUUUUCACUUAAAAACGUUAAUUGCACAGCUGCUGAAGCCAUCGAACGUUUCAAGCCUGUUCUGAGGGCAGCCGAAAAGCAUGGAGUGCGCGUGCGAGGAUAUGUAUCUACUGUGGUAGGCUGCCCUUAUGAGGGAGCAGUUGCGCCGUGUGCCGUGGUCAAAGUUGUAGAAGCCUUGCAUCAAAUGGGCUGCUAUGAGAUUUCCUUGGGCGACACUAUCGGCGUGGGAACUCCGGGCACUAUACGUCGAAUGUUGGAUGAGGUGACCAAGGCCGUACCGGCUAAUAAUUUGGCUGUUCACUUUCAUGACACUUACGGCCAGGCGCUGAGCAACAUACUGGCCUCUCUCGACUACGACAUUCGAGUAGUGGAUUCCUCGGUAUCUGGCUUGGGCGGAUGCCCUUAUGCUAAAGGAGCUUCUGGCAACGCAGCCUCUGAGGAUGUCGUCUACUUGCUGCAUGGCAUGGGACUUAACACGGGCGUUAAUCUGGACAAACUCAUUCAAGUGGGCCGCUAUAUUUGCACCGAACUGGGCAGGCCCUCCGAGUCUAAGGUCAAUCGCGCCUGGAAAGGUCUUCAGCCACGAACCUAGAGUUCCUGAUAUCUUUACACAACGAAAACGAAGGCAUUUACUAGCACUAAUUAUACAAUACAUUUAUUAUUAUUGUUGCAAUAUAAACCCUA
Molecule: messenger RNA, 1016 nt
Organism: Drosophila eugracilis
Lineage: Eukaryota; Metazoa; Arthropoda; Insecta; Diptera; Drosophilidae
Product: hydroxymethylglutaryl-CoA lyase, mitochondrial
Exons: 1
Coding region: 187-924 (245 amino acids)
Biological process (GO): ketone body biosynthetic process; L-leucine catabolic process
Molecular function (GO): hydroxymethylglutaryl-CoA lyase activity
Source: RefSeq, a predicted model, not a curated record